AUGGGAAUCAAUGGUAAGGUAAGGGUUCGGGGUGACGGGGGCAACGGGUCAAGGGACAGCAAAAAUAUUGGGGUGCAUGUUCUCUGGACUCCGGCUGUCCUAGUGUGUGCAGAAAUGAAGGUUGCUAUGGUGGAAGAUGCUCAGGACUCCGUGGCCGCUGCCUUUGCUCUUAUCAUCAAGAGAUGGUGGCACCAACUGAGGCUAGGGUUUGUUUGUCACAGAGCCGUUAUUUUAAAGGCCCAUGUGCAAGGGACCAUAACUGUGCUAUGGUGUGCAGGAAUGAAGCUUUCUCCGGUGGAAGAUGCAAAGGAUUCCGUCGCCGCUGCUUUUGCACCAAGCUUUGUUAAGUUAAGCAAAGAAAAUGCAGCAACCAUUGCUAUAUAUGGCCAGAUGGCAGAGGGCAAGAAAACUAUGGAGGAGGGCAUUGAGCAAAGAGUGGGAAAGGAAGAUGACAAUAUGAUACAAAAGUUGAAAGAAGAGAAUCAGAAGAUAAGAGUGAGAAAAGAACACACCAACAAAGGUGCAUGGACUAAAGAAGAAGAUGAACGUCUCAUUAAUUAUAUCAAAGCUCAUGGUGAAGGUUGUUGGAGGUCUCUCCCUAAGUCAGCUGGUUUGCUUAGAUGUGGAAAGAGUUGUAGACUAAGGUGGAUAAACUACCUAAGGCCUGAUCUCAAGAGAGGAAACUUCAGUGAAGAAGAAGACGAACUCAUCAUCAACCUUCACAGCUUACUUGGAAACAAGUGGUCUCUCAUUGCUGCUAGGCUACCAGGAAGAACUGACAAUGAGAUAAAGAAUUAUUGGAAUACUCAUAUCAAAAGGAAGCUCUUUAGCCGUGGAAUUGAUCCUCAAACUCACCGUCCACUCAACUCCACCACCACCACCUCCUCCUCUACCACCACCACCACCACUAACAGCACCAACAAAAAUAGCAACAUGGGCACCAAGAGGAGUGGAAAUUUUCAACUAGAAGAACAAAACUAUUCAUUUGUGCAAGUGCAGCCAGAGUUUAUGAUGAGCGAAAUGAUGAAGAAGGAAAACAAUUCCAAUAUCGUCAAGGUAGGUGGAAGCAGUGACUCGGCUGAAGAUUCCAAUAGUAGCAGUGGAGUGACAACAGAAGUAGAAUUGUAUCCAGAUCAUAAACUCAACCUUGAGCUCUCCAUCGGCCUUCCAAUUCCAAGUCAGUCUCAAGUUUCUUCCAUCAACAAUCUUAAUGGUUCAAAGCAAGCAAAACAAGAACAAGUAGUCACAUAUCAACUGUUUGGGACAUCUACUACUCCUAGUUCUAGUGCUCCUGUUGUUGUCCAUGAAGCAGAAUGUUUGUGUUACAAUCUAGGGUUCAAGAACAGUCAAGCAUGUAGUAGUUGUAAUGCCAUGGGAAAAACAGUAACAGCUGAUAAUCUUUAUAGAUUUUACAGACCUUUGGAUGCUUGA
Messenger RNA from Dovyalis caffra, 1431 nucleotides. Lineage: Eukaryota; Viridiplantae; Streptophyta; Magnoliopsida; Malpighiales; Salicaceae. The record is from the annotation of a GenBank genome assembly.